AUAGCGGUUCAGUUGUUUCAACGCAGUGAAUUUGAAUAGAUCGCAAUGAGUUUAGCUGGUAAAGUUGUUAUUGUAACCGGAGCAAGUUCCGGCAUUGGUGCCGCCACAGCUGUUGAAUUUGCCAAGCUGGGUUCUAAAGUGGUGAUCACAGGACGAAAUGAAGCAAAUCUAAAGUCUACUGAGACGGCCUGUAAAGCAGCCAACAGCAAAGUGGAACUGCUACUGAUCCCCGCUGAUGUAACGACAGAUGCGGAGAAGAUUAUCAAAACAACAAUUGACAAGUUCGGACAGUUGAAUGUGUUGGUGAAUAAUGCCGGUUUUGGUGAAAUGGGUUCAAUUCUGGAUAUUGAUGUCGAUCAAUUUGAUCGUGUCAUGAAUACAAAUGUGCGAGCGGUCUUCCUGCUCACUAAAUACGCCGCACCACAUCUCGUGAAGACACAAGGUAAUAUCGUGAAUGUCUCCAGUGUCGCAGGAUUGCGUUCAUUCCCUGGUGCUUCGGUCUAUUGCACCUCCAAGGCAGCACUGGAUCAAUUCACCAGAUGUAUCGCCUUGGAUUUGGCGCCGAAUAAUGUGCGUGUGAAUGCCGUAAAUCCCGGUGUUAUCAUAACAGAGUUCCAUAAGCGUUUAGGAAUGUCGGAAGCAGAUUAUGCUAAAUAUUUGGAGCAUGCAAAGACUACGCAUGCAUUGGGUCGCGUCGGCGAACCGAAGGAAGUAGCUGAUGCCAUUAUUUUCCUUGCUAGUGACAGUUCGAGCUUUAUAACGGGCGCAACUCUGCCGAUCGAUGGUGGCAAACACGCUUUGUGCCCACGUUAAUAUUUCUCAAGAUAUAUAGAUAUGUAGAAAUAAAGAAUUUGCUCUAAAAUAAUUAUACAUAUGUAUGUA
Molecule: messenger RNA, 882 nt
Organism: Bactrocera neohumeralis
Lineage: Eukaryota; Metazoa; Arthropoda; Insecta; Diptera; Tephritidae
Exons: 1
Coding region: 46-813 (255 amino acids)
Molecular function (GO): oxidoreductase activity
Source: RefSeq, a predicted model, not a curated record